Molecule: messenger RNA, 2910 nt
Organism: Megalobrama amblycephala (Wuchang bream)
Lineage: Eukaryota; Metazoa; Chordata; Actinopteri; Cypriniformes; Xenocyprididae
Product: polymeric immunoglobulin receptor-like
Exons: 9
Coding region: 289-2910 (873 amino acids)
Source: RefSeq, a predicted model, not a curated record
UUGUUUGCUUUGCAUUUGUGUUUUAAGGCUGCAGACUUCUGUGUCACUCAUUUUAGUGAUGUGUCAUCUGCUUUGAGUGUCUUUGUAUGCUUAUAUAUUUGUUUCUCUGCAUGUCUUUCACACAUAUCUCCACACUCACCGCCCUGUUAGUGUUGCAGAUGGGUGGAACAGUUAUAGAGAAUAAGGAAGCAGAGAUGUGAGAACAAUCAAUGGAAGAUGUGUGUACAUUUAUGUGUGAUCUGAUACAACUCUUUCUCUGGAUAUCUGUGAGACUGAAGUCAAUCUGGAAUGAGGGCUGCCAUCAUCAUCUUCAUCUUCAUCACUCUCUGCCUGAUCUCAGGUCAGGUACUUUGUUUCAGUGUGACUGGAUGUGCUGGAGGGAGUUUGAUGUUCAAGUGCAUGAUCUCAAACCAGAGAGAGACUAAUGAACAGCGUAAAGGAAAGUAUUUCUGCAGAGACAGGAGCUGUAAGAUGGGCAUCAGUACUGAGAUUCAGAACCGUUGGGUUUAUAACGGGAGAUUCGCUCUGUAUGAUGAUGGAAACAGCAGAUUCUUCACAGUGUUUAUCAGGAACCUCAGCAGAGAGGAUCAUGGGGAUUAUAUAUGUGGAAACACUCAGAAAUGGAGUCGUGAUGUUAAGUUAAAGGAGAACAGAGUCAGCGGAGCGGCAGCGCUGUUUAGACGCUUCAGGACGCGCAGACGGGGAAAGCGCGCCGGCGCCCUCGUGAAGCUCAGACAGCGCGGAUUAAGAACGCCGCUGCCUAGCAUCCAUCUGGCGAAUCUCCGCUCUCUGCCCAACAAAACGGACGAACUCCUUCUGCUCUCCCGGACAAAUAAGGAUUUCUCGAACUCGGCUGCUCUGUGCUUCACGGAAACCUGGCUGAACGACGCCAUUCCGGACAGCGUGUUAAGUCUGCCGGGCUUUCAGCUGUUUAGAUCAGAUCGCGACGCAGAAUCAACGGGGAAAUCGUGCUUUUACAUCAACGAAAGGUGGUGUUCAGAUGUAACUGUGUUAAAGAAGAUGUGCUGUCCAGAUCUUGAAACACUCUUCAUUAACUGCAAACCGUUCUAUUCGCCUCGGGAGUUUUGCUCGUUCAUUCUGGUGAGCGUCUACAUUCCUCCGCAAGCGCACGUGAGCUCGGCUUUACAGAUACUCGCCGAUAUGAUCACAGAGAGCGGGCAACAACACCCGGACUCUGUUCUAAUCAUUCUCGGGGACUUUAAUAAAGCGGUUCUCUCACGUGAACUGCCCAAAUACAGACAGCAUGUUACCUGUCCCACCAGAGACAGGUCUGGUUGUGGGACGUCUGUUAUCCGGGACCAGUAUGUUGGACAAACGAUCACUUUCCACUGUGAAUAUGAUCAUGAGUUUAAAUCACACGCCAAAGUCUUCUACAGUCUGAAAGAGAGUCCUGACCAUGUGCUGAACAGCUCACAAUCAUCUGAGGAGAAGUUCAUUCUGUCGGACAGUCGUAAAGAUCAUUUUAAUGUGACCAUUAGAGACAUUUCUGCAGACGACGGAGGAGUUUAUUUAUGUGGAGUGCAGAGAUACGGAUCAGAUCCAUCACUUGCUCGCAUAACCUUCAUUAAAGAGAUUCAGCUGAAUGUUUACAGAAAUAAAUCUCAUUUUGCAGGUCAAAUCGCUUCUGUCCUGAUUCAGGCCUACUCCAGUAAAUCAGUCUUCAUCACGUGUAAAUUUCCACAAGAGUUCAGAAGAAACAAGAAAUUCAUCCAGAAAGAUUCAUCACAGAAGAUUAUUGUUGAUGAACAGAAUCGAUGGGUCCGUCAUGAUGAAGUUCACAUGUAUGAUGAUUCCAGUGAAGGACUUCUGAAGGUUUUUAUCAGUGAUUUAAUGGCGGCUGAUGAAGGAACGUACAGGUGUGGAGUGAAUAUCGCUGAUGAUGAUCUGUUCACUGACGUCAAACUGACUGUAAAUCAAGUUGAUCAUUUUCGUGCAUCAAGUAAAGCAUCUGCUGUUAUUGGUAAAAGUGUGAAACUCACCUGCGAUUUCCCUGAGAAACACGGCGAGACCUUCAAACACAUCUGCAGAGAGAACAAGCAGAAGAUAUGUGAGAACAUCAGUUCAUCAGAGCAGAAACGCUUUGAGUUUUCUGUCAGUACAGCAGGAGUUUUUACAGUGAUCAUCAGUAAUGUGAGCGAGAGAGAUGCUGGAGUUUACUGGUGUGGAGCAGAAACCAGAGACACACAUCUGACUUCUGUCUCUCUCACCAAUCAACAUCACCUCACUGUGACCAUGCCUCCAGUGGUCGAACGUGAAGGAGGUUCAUCAGAGAUCAAAUGCCCUUAUAAUGAAAAACAUUCAAGAGAAGUAAAACAUCUUUGCAAAGGAAAGUGUUUCACUGAAGAUGCUCAAAAUAUCAUUCGAUCCAAUGAAGCCCAUGUGAAUAAACCAAAGAUUUCAGCAAAGGAUGAUCCUGAACUCAAUCUCUUCACUGUGACCUUGAGUGAGCUGAGAGCAGAGGAUGCUGGGAUAUACUGGUGUGCAGUGAGAGAUGAGUUUAAUCUUCCCACUGAACUCAUGAUCGUCAUGAAAGAUGCGGUCACUCGUGAAGCGUCUGUCGGAGGAUCAGUGUCCAUCAGCUGUAAGUUCAUCAGGAAUCACACAAGGUUUUUCUGCAGAGGAGAUCAGCCGAACAUCUGUGUCCGAGACGGAGUUCGUGUUUCAUCGAAUAUGAGAACAAAUGACCGAUUCUCUGUGACUGACGAAACCUCAGCUGAAGUCUUUACUGUGAACAUCACCGAUCUGAAAGAAGAGGAUUCUGGGAAAUACUGGUGCGCAGAGGAGAGUUCUGGGUCGUACAUAUUCACUGAAGUUCAUCUACAUGUGAUCAGAGUCACACAGAGGCUGUUUAAGUGCAUUUAUUCAGCAACUACAGUCAGAAACAAAUAA